Oncorhynchus keta (chum salmon) is the source of this 996-nucleotide messenger RNA. RefSeq names its product CD48 antigen-like. The coding region runs from base 85 to 933 and encodes 282 amino acids. NCBI's taxonomy places the organism in Eukaryota, Metazoa, Chordata, Actinopteri, Salmoniformes, Salmonidae. The record is from RefSeq and is a predicted model, not a curated record. The transcript has 5 exons.
GCAUACUACUUGUAGUUUACCACCACACGGUCUCAUCGUUUCGACAUAGACAGGAAGUCAAACUUAAUCCAUCAAUAUUUUGAAAUGAAAACUCUGUUUCUGCUACACAUCUGUUGGCUGGAAAUCAUCACAGGAAUCAGAGGGGAACCUUCAGUGGACCAGUAUGGGUUGAAGGGGGGUUCAAUAUGUCUGGCUGUUGCAGAACCUGAGAUUCUCAAGGGACUUAAAUGGAAGACGGACAGUGAUAUAAUAGUUGAUGAUAAAGAGAUCUCUCCUAAAUACAAGGAAAAGGUGGAUUAUAACUCUGUGAACCAUUCUCUGUGUAUAAAGAAUCUGUUGAACACAGACAGUAGAAUGUACAUAAUAAGUGCAAUUAACCAGAGAGACUGGACAUAUUCAGCUACCACCUACAGACUAAAGGUGCUGGAUCAUGUUCCCAAACCAGUCAUGGAUGUCACAUCUCUCUUCAACACAAGUGUGGGACUCUGUGAUGUCACAGUGAACUGUUCAGUUAAAGAUGGCUGGAUGUUGUCUGUCUGUGGCUGGGGACAGUGUACACUGUCACAACAGUUAAUGUCUCUGUGUGAGGUCAACAUCAUCAUCAUCUCCAAUGGGAACGGGACUAUCCAAUGCUCCAGCAGCAACCACGUCAGCACACAGACCAUCUAUCAACCCAUGGAGGACUGUAUUGGUGAGAAGGACGCCAAAGCUUCAGCAUUAUCAGUCAGGACCAUUGCGGCCAAUAUUGUUCGAUCAGUGAUUGUCUGUGUUGGAUUGGCAGUCACCAUAAUGGCCAUUAACAAGAUCAAGAGAUGGAUAUCCUCAAAAGAAGAUGACUCAACUCAGCAGGUCAUCGUUGAUGAUCCACUGGGCCCUUCUGAGGUACAAACACUACAGAAAUGUGCAGAAACCAGGACAGCAACACCCAAUUGACCAGCAUCUUAUAUGACAGACUGUAAUAUCAUAGGAUAAAAAAUAAAAAAAACAUUUAAUUUA